Molecule: messenger RNA, 348 nt
Organism: Rangifer tarandus platyrhynchus (Svalbard reindeer)
Lineage: Eukaryota; Metazoa; Chordata; Mammalia; Artiodactyla; Cervidae
Source: the annotation of a GenBank genome assembly
AUGAGGCUCGCGCCCCUGUUCCAGCUCGGGCUUCGCAACCCGGUGUGUCUACUCUCGCCGGGCUGGAGCCCCUUCUCACCGGAUUCUUCUUCAGUUUCUCAGUCACAUAAACGGGAGAAUUUGGGGAAGUCCGGGGCGGCCUGGAGACUCACCAUAAAGGAUCCUCACCAAACCCGACGGGACGAAAGGGUGCUGGGAGCCCUCCACGAGGGACUGUCCAAAGAAGAGAUGGAGGAUCUGCGGCCCCCUUGCACUUUUGCCGCUAGCCCCCAUCGGCUAGCGCGCUCUCAACUCCCAGCAACAGGCCUGUUAUCCAGGCGGAAGGGCGAAAGCAGACCGCAGCCCUAA